AGGGGGGUGGGGCCGCGGGGCCGGAGGGGCUCGGGAGGCGGCUGCUGAGCCGGAGCCGGAGCUGGGCGCGGGCGUCUGAGGUCCGGGUGGCGGCGUCCGCAGCGGCGGAGAGGAUGGUGGCGCUGGAGGUAGGAGCAGCUGGAGCGGAGCUUUAUUCCCAGGUUUGGCACCGUCGCUGUCAUUAGCGCCGCCUGCUCCCGCGGGCCCGCGGACCCAGCUGUCAGGCAAGCCCAGCGCGGCAAAAUGAGAGCCCAGUAAGCCGGCUCCGCCCCUCUCCCAGCCUUCUCCCACGCCCACCAUGAACCACUUGGAGGGCUCCGCGGAGGUGGAGGUGCCCGACGAGGCGGCAGACGGGAAGGUGAACGAGUCGGUGGAGGCCGACCUGGAGCACCCCGAGGUGGAGGAGGAGCAGCCGGCCCCUCCGCUGCAGCACUACCCUGGCCGGCACCCGCGCGGGCGCGCCGUCGAGGACCUGCGGGGCGCGCAGCUUGGGCAGGAGGACGAGGAACGCGGAGAGAGCCUGGCACGCUCGGCCAGCACGGAGAGCGGCUUCCACAACCACACCGACACCGCCGAGGGCGACGUGAUCGCCGCUGCCCGCGACAGCUACGAUGCGGAGCGCGCGCAGGACGCGGAGGACGAGAGCGCGUACGCGGUGCAGUACCGCCCCGAGGCCGAGGAGUACACGGAGCAAGCGGAGGCCGAGCACGCCGAGGCCGCGCACCGCCGCUCGCUGCCCAACCACCUGCACUUCCACUCGCUGGAGCACGAGGAGGCCAUGAACGCGGCCUACUCGGGCUACGUCUACACGCACCGGCUCUUCCACCGCGGCGAGGACGAGCCCUAUGCCGAGCCCUACGCCGACUACGGCGGGCUACAGGAGCACGUGUACGAGGAGAUCGGGGACGCGCCCGAGCUGGACGCGCGCGACGGCCUGCGGCUCUACGAGCAGGAGCGGGACGAGGCGGCAGCUUACCGCCAGGAGGCCCUGGGUGCGCGGCUGCACCACUAUGACGAGCGCUCCGACGGCGAGUCCGACAGCCCCGAGAAGGAGGCCGAGUUUGCGCCCUACCCGCGUAUGGACAGCUACGAGCAGGAGGAGGACAUCGACCAGAUCGUGGCCGAGGUGAAGCAGAGCAUGAGCUCGCAGAGCCUGGACAAGGCGGCUGAGGACAUGCCUGAGGCCGAGCAGGACCUGGAGCGUGCCCCCACCCCUGGCGAGGGCCGCCCGGACAGCCCGGGGCUGCAGACACCGGUGGGGCAGCCUCGAGCAGCUGGUUCCGCGGGCGGCGGCGAAGGAGGACAGCGGUACAGCAAGGAGAAGAGGGACGCCAUCUCGCUGGCCAUCAAGGACAUCAAGGAGGCCAUUGAAGAGGUGAAAACCAGGACCAUCCGUUCGCCUUACACUCCCGACGAGCCCAAAGAGCCCAUCUGGGUGAUGCGCCAAGACAUUAGCCCCACCAGGGACUGUGAUGACCAGAGGCCAGUGGAUGGAGAUUCUCCAUCUCCUGGCAGUUCCUCACCCCUGGGGGCAGAGUCGUCAAGUACACCCCUUCAUCCCGGUGACCCUGAGGAAGCCUCCACAAACAAAGAGUCAAGAAAAAGCUUGGCUUCAUUCCCAACCUACGUUGAAGUUCCUGGACCUUGUGACCCUGAAGACUUGAUCGAUGGAAUCAUUUUUGCUGCCAAUUACCUUGGCUCCACCCAGCUGCUCUCAGACAAAACUCCCUCCAAAAAUGUGCGCAUGAUGCAGGCACAGGAAGCAGUAAGCAGGAUCAAGAUGGCCCAGAAAUUAGCCAAAAGCAGGAAGAAGGCUCCUGAAGGGGAAUCUCAGCCCAUGACUGAGGUGGAUCUCUUCAUCUCUACCCAGAGAAUCAAAGUAUUGAAUGCCGACACGCAGGAGACGAUGAUGGACCACCCUCUGAGGACCAUUUCCUACAUUGCAGACAUCGGGAAUAUUGUUGUGCUGAUGGCCCGCCGGCGGAUGCCCCGCUCCAACUCCCAGGAGAACGUGGAGGCUUCCCACCCCUCGCAGGAUGGGAAGAGGCAGUACAAGAUGAUCUGCCACGUCUUUGAGUCUGAGGACGCCCAGCUGAUUGCACAGUCCAUAGGGCAGGCGUUCAGUGUUGCAUACCAGGAAUUCCUCAGGGCCAACGGGAUUAACCCAGAAGACCUCAGCCAGAAGGAGUAUAGUGACCUGCUCAACACCCAGGACAUGUACAACGACGAUCUGAUCCACUUCUCCAAGUCGGAAAACUGCAAAGAUGUUUUCAUAGAGAAGCAGAAAGGAGAAAUCCUGGGAGUUGUGAUUGUGGAGUCCGGCUGGGGAUCCAUCCUGCCAACCGUGAUCAUAGCCAGCAUGAUGCAUGGUGGCCCUGCAGAGAAGUCAGGGAAGCUGAAUAUCGGGGACCAAAUUAUGUCCAUUAAUGGCACCAGCCUGGUGGGCCUGCCUCUGUCCACCUGCCAGAGCAUUAUUAAGGGCUUAAAGAAUCAGUCCCGAGUCAAGCUGAAUAUUGUGAGAUGUCCUCCGGUGACCACCGUGUUAAUCAGAAGGCCAGACCUUCGCUACCAACUGGGUUUCAGUGUCCAAAAUGGAAUUAUCUGCAGCCUCAUGCGAGGUGGAAUAGCUGAGAGAGGUGGCGUCCGAGUGGGACAUCGGAUCAUUGAAAUCAACGGGCAGAGUGUGGUGGCCACGCCCCAUGAGAAGAUUGUCCACAUCCUCUCCAAUGCUGUCGGGGAGAUCCACAUGAAGACGAUGCCAGCUGCCAUGUACAGACUGCUGACAGCCCAGGAGCAGCCCGUUUAUAUCUGAGCCUGCGCCUCACGCUCCUCCGAAGCGGCAUGCAUGGAGGACUCUCCUCAUCGUGGUUGUGUUUCUCGUGCUGCAUCCGUGUGUCCACUGAGACAUUUCCCUUCCCACCCAGCAUCCGGUCUUACACAGGAAGAGAAGAAUCCAGAAGGACCUCUGCUCUCUGUCUCCCGCUUUUUUUUUUUUUCCUUUGAUACCAGGGAAGUUUCCUGUGUGCCCCCUUGAGGAUGGAGAACAGUGAGCAUCCACCUGGGAUCUCCCCAAAACCUUCCUGGAGGGCCUUUGGGGGUCCUGAGGUGGCUGUCACUGCCGAAGGGAGGUCAUCUCUCCCCAGGAGGUUCAGACCUCCCGGAAGGAGCUCCAAGGGCAGCACAGAAGCUGACUUAGCAGUGCCUAAACCCAGUUGCUCACCUCUGCUCCCCUGGAGACAUUUGAUGGGAAUACGGUGGUGAGGGGCCCAGCCUCAUCAUCACAUAGGGAUACGCACUGCCCAUCCUUCAUGGACUGGGGCCCUAUACAUUAUUUCCACCCAGAAUUUCUGAGCACCUUAAACCUCUUCCUUGGCUGCUUUUAGUUUCAACAUGUAUAUGUUCUCAUGUGGGGCCUUCUCACCCAAGGCUAAAAGGGGAAAUGCUGCCCUCAGAUGAGGCUCCCAGAGUACUGCAGAGAGCCUGGUGAUUUGCAGGCCUUGUGAAGCCUCAUCAGGUGGUCUGGAAGUUACCAACCAGUAGAUGGCCACAGGCGUCGCUGCCUCUGUAUAUUAUAUACACUCCCACAGAGACAGUCUCACUCGUUCAUCACCCCUUUCUCCCACCACCAGUGAGGCGAGCUGAAAUCUGGAAAGCCUAUAGCACAUCGCUGGGAGAUCCCUUGCACCGGCAGGAGGUUAGGCUGCAGGGCCUGGUCAGCCUUGUCCUGAGAGGGAUGCUCGCCCUCUCAAGACCACCUUGACUUAGUAUGUCCUCUUAGCGUCAGUGAACUGUUCCCCUAGAAGUCAGUGAUGUGGGGGUUCCCAGUGCCACGUUUCCUAUCCUGAGUAGAGACCAGCCUUCUUUUCUGCUCUGUUAGGGCACUAGACUGGAUAUGGUGUUUGAAAGGCCACAAAAGACCCUAAGGCACAAAACUAAGGAGACAGUAAUGACCUCAAGUGAUGCCUAGGUGUGUUCCGGGAACAUCAACUUACUCCCUCAUGGGUCUGAGUUUCCAGAUGCUGUGGAACAUCGUUUCCAUCAGGUGCCUCACAUUUAUGAUUCCAUCUCAGUUCAGUGCAGGUGUUUUAGUAAUAUUAUUCUGAGCCACUUUUCACUUAUUCUUGGUCCAAAGAGCAUUUUGUUUUCAUGUGAGGUAUGUUUUUUUGUUGUUGUUAUUAUUAUUGUUUUGUUUCACUCAUGACCUCAGUAGAAACAGGGGAAGAAAAACUAAUAUAUUUUGUAAUAUUAAUAUAGUCCCUGUUCUCUGCAUCUGUAAUAUUUAUGUUAUGUCUGUAGAAAUAGAAAUUCAAUGAGCAAACAUUGGGUAGGAUGUAUUUGUAGAGAGAAUGGAAGGAUUUACAAGAAAGAGAAAAGUGAAUAUAA
Messenger RNA from Heterocephalus glaber (naked mole-rat), 4383 nucleotides. It is a transcript of the gene Apba1, whose product is annotated as amyloid beta precursor protein binding family A member 1. Gene Ontology annotation, biological process: chemical synaptic transmission. Gene Ontology annotation, cellular component: plasma membrane; cytoplasm; dendritic spine. NCBI's taxonomy places the organism in Eukaryota, Metazoa, Chordata, Mammalia, Rodentia, Bathyergidae. Gene Ontology annotation, molecular function: amyloid-beta binding; protein binding. The record is from RefSeq and is a predicted model, not a curated record.